This is a messenger RNA of Psammomys obesus (fat sand rat), 3014 nucleotides long. It is a transcript of the gene Tmem221, whose product is annotated as transmembrane protein 221. The coding region runs from base 228 to 920 and encodes 230 amino acids. The transcript is spliced from 4 exons. Lineage: Eukaryota; Metazoa; Chordata; Mammalia; Rodentia; Muridae. The record is from RefSeq and is a predicted model, not a curated record.
GCGGCAGGCGGAGCUCCCGCCUCUCCGGCUCACCUAGCGGCCCCUUCCAGACCCCACCCCCAAGCCCUCCAUUCUCCCUUCCGCCUCCCCCCUUCCCGGGGCAGUCGGAAACACUUUCUCCCACAUUUUUGCCCAGCUUCCACGCCCUAGCUGGAACCAGCGCGAGGAGUCAGUCCAGAGGCCCCCGCGGCGUUCCCAUUCUCAUCCUAGGACCCCAGCCCCGCGCCAUGGACCGCUCCUACGGAGGCCGAGUGCUGAUCGCGAUGACCCUACUGGGCAUCCCGGCCGCGGUGCUGGUCUUGCUGGCUGCACAGCUGCUGUUCCAGCUCCAGGCGGGGCGCGCCGAGCUGCGGGGAACGCGCACCGACGGGCUACACCCCGAGCUAGACCCUGACGCCGGACUACCCGAAGCUGCCGCAGGGACGUUACUGCCGCUGACGACGGCGCUGGCCGCGCUGGCGCAGGUCCUCGGGCUUAGCUGCUUGCUGCUGGUGGCGCUCUGCGGACACCUGGGCGCCGAGCUGGCACGCGGGCCAGGGUCUGGCAGGUCGGACUGGUUUCUGUGUGACUGCCGCCUCCUCAGGCACUCGGCCCUCGGCCUGUUCUGCUGUGGGGUCGCCAUCUACUCAGCAGCAUUGGCCAUUUACACUCUGCUGCUCUUCGAGAUCGAGGCGGGCGCAGCAGCUACAUCCAUCCUGGGCUCAGGUGCCCUGGUCCUGGUGGCAAUAAUCACCCACACCCUGCUCCUAGCUGUUCGGGCCACUCGUCGGGGUCUCCAUGAACUGUCUCCACGAGCCUUCGAAGAUGAGCCGGCACGGCCUUCAGAAGACUCCAAAGCUGGCCGCAGGGCUCAGCCCCAGCAGGAUGAGGAAACAGAGACCCCAAUAGGGGCUGUGACUCACCAAGGGUCCCAUUUCUGAGCUUCAGAGCCUGGAUUUGCACCCAGGUCCUGUGUCUCCACUCCCAUGUUCCUGGAAGAAGGCUCAAGUCUUAGACUUCAACUCCCCAGCACUCCGUGAGGAGCUGUGGACAUCUGAAACUCACAUGUGUGGACCUCAGAGCAGCCCAAGGCCAGGAGCAUUCAGGGAUGAACUGUGCUCAAGGCUGAGUGGGUCUCAUUGCUGUGUCUCAGUUUCCUUAUCUGUAACAUGGACACAGAAGAAGAGGCCCAGGAAGCGGCACACAGUAGGCCCUCAACACAUGUUAGCUAUGUAUCUUAGUUGUAUUAUUGCUGUGACAAAGUGUUUGACAAAAGCCACUUAAGGAAGAAAGAGUCUGAUUCACAGGUCUACGCUGAACCCUCUCCUGGGAUCAACUUUUUCUCUUAGCUACUUUUUCUGUCCCUGAGAUAAAACACUCUGACAAAAGCCACUUAAGAGAGCCAGGGCUUACUCUGGCUCACAGUUCAAGAGUUGGGGACCAUCAUGGCAGGGAAAGGGUGUGAGGCACAUGACAUCCUGGACAAGAAGCAGAGUGAUAAACACUGCCUCAGGUUGGUUCAGCUCAAGGCUGCUGCUGCCUGAAUUUAAAAUGGGCUGUCCCACCUCACCCACCUGGGAACCACCACCCUGACAUACCCAGAGGCGGUCUCCAAGGUGGCACCAGAUCUGUGCUGACAAAUAAUGCUAACCUGCUGUCACUGGCAUGUGUGUGGAACAGGAGAUUGCCACUUAGGGAAUGACUGAGGCCCAGUGGUCCACAGAGGUCUCCACCACUCUCCUGAUACUGCUGCCUCCCCAGCCCGUGCCCCAGGAUUUUUUUUUUUACCAAGUUUCUAAAAUUCUCUUUAAAAAACCCAAACUUUUUACUGAUUCUUUGUGAAUUUCACAUCAUAUGCAGCCCAAUCCCACUGGUCUGUCCCCUCUGCCCUCGCAACACCACCUGUCCAAAUAAAAUAAAAUAAAAUAGAAUAACAAAAAUCUUGCCCUGGAAGCUGUAGUGUCCACAUAUAAUUGUUGCACCCUAGGCCCUCACCUGUCUCUUUCCUCUAGUCCUCUCUUCUCCUCCUGAGACUUUGAAUUGAGCCCUGGAAUUCUCCAAAGUUCUGUCAGGACUAGGGCAGCUGCCUGAAGGCCAAAGCCAAAACCCAACCCCCUGAGAGCAGAGCUGGCGAGGCAAGAUGGUCUAUCUCUGCCUCCAUCUUGGUCCUAUCCAGGCCAGGUUAAAGCCAAGCUGUCUGGCAAGAGGCAGUUGAUCCGGGUGUGGCAGGAUGGGGCUGCCUCGGCCAGCAGUCAAGACUAGAACCUGCCUUUUGUUUGUUUUUGUUUCUCCAGACAGGGUUUCUUUGUGUAGUCAAGACUGCCCUGGACUUUGUAGACCAAGCUGGCCUUGAACUCACAGCAAUCCACCUGCCUCUUCCUCCUGAGUGCUGGGAUCAAAGGCAUGUUUACUUUUAUUUAUUUACUUUUAUUCAUUUGUUUGUUUACUUGCUGCAGUGGUGAGAAUUGAACUCAGCACCUUAUAGCUGCUAGGCAAGCACAUUACCAGGCAGCUAUACUCCCAAACCUGGAACCUGGCUUCUAAAGAUUUUAAUUUUUGUUUGUUUUAGUCUUUCAGUUCUCUCUCUUUCCUGUUUUUUUUUUUUUGUUUUUGUCUGUUUGACAAGGUCUUAUGUAGCCCAGGCUGGACUGGAACAGGCCAUGUAGCUGAGGAUAACUUCAGAUUCUGAUCCUCCUGCCUCAGCCUCUGGGUGCUGAUGCUCAUUGCACCUGGGAGUGCCACUUUCCAAAUAGGCUCACCUCAAACAGCCAUCAGGGAGAGUCUGUAGCUAGGUGGUUGAGGCAGGAGGACGGGUGCAAGCUGUAGCCCAGCCUGGGCUACACAGUAAGACCCUGUCUAUCGCACAUGAUGGCCAAGCAUGGCUGUGCAGAUUUGUGACUACAGCACUUGAGCAGGAUUGCUGUGUUCAGAGACUGGGCUAUCAUGCAGGCCUUAGGAGGAUGCAGAACCAAGAAGGAAUUCAAGGUCACACUUGUGACCUUGUGAGUCCGAGGCUAGCCUGGGCUACGUGAGAC